Carassius auratus (goldfish) is the source of this 5576-nucleotide messenger RNA. It is a transcript of the gene sipa1, whose product is annotated as signal-induced proliferation-associated 1. Gene Ontology annotation, cellular component: cytoplasm. The transcript is spliced from 17 exons. Gene Ontology annotation, biological process: regulation of small GTPase mediated signal transduction. The record is from RefSeq and is a predicted model, not a curated record. Lineage: Eukaryota; Metazoa; Chordata; Actinopteri; Cypriniformes; Cyprinidae. Gene Ontology annotation, molecular function: protein binding; GTPase activator activity. The coding region runs from base 1019 to 4807 and encodes 1262 amino acids.
GUGAAUGGGUAUUAAAGACGGCAUGCUAGAGGGGCAGAAAAAGACGGAGAGCAGCUCAACAUGUCCCUGUGAGAACAGCACAGUGUGAGCUUCUUACAGCAAGCUGUCAACGGAGGAUUACAUUUCUGUAUUGGGGGAAGCAAAAAGCGUGCAGAGAGAUCACAACAAUGCUGGCAUGAGGAGAAGAGCCGAGGACAUUUGUGAGGAGCUGAGAUGAAAUCUGGAAGGCACAAGCAAAUUCUGUGAUUGCAUGUGCAGUUUGUGGAGGACACAAGCAACGGAGAGGCAGAGAAGAGGAUGUGUCAACACAGUAAAGGGAAACACAUUGUGAAGCAGAGGAAGUGAUGUCUGAGGUUGAAACCAUGCUCUGCUAGCUUCACACGUCUGCACGUCAUCGCUGGCUGGGACACACACACACACACACACACACACAUACCGAGCCCCGCAGACCUUUGCUGAGGAUGUGCACUAGAUGAAGACAGACAGAGGACAUGGAGAGGAAGGAUAUGAGUGAAGAAGAAAACAUUUAAAAAGGGAAUACAGUGGAGGAUGCAGCCGUGGUCUCUAAGGGCACAGAGCUUGUUGGUCGGCCGUGAACAGAGAGUCACAACGAGGCGUACCUGACUGGGAAUCGAGUUUCAGUCAGUCCACAUACAGUCAUAGUCAUUCUGCUGGAUGCAUCCUAUACCAUUUAUGAUGAGAGUAAUCAAGUAUGUCAGAACUUAAGAUGUUUACCGAGAGAUUGGAAUCAUCUCUGGAGCCUUCACGGCUGUUAUUUUAUUCCAAGACAGAAGGUUGUGCUGAAUAUUUUAGUGAAUGAGGAACCUAUCGAACGGAGAUCUGCUGGCAGCGCUUGAGAAUUUCAGUGUUCAUGGCUAGAACAAGAAACAUUUGUGCCAGUCACUUGAGUUCCCCGAAAACUCCUGACUUGUUCACACAGAUGCAGUAAAUUGGUGCGGAGGCUUAAGAAAAGGGGCAAGGGCAACUGAAAAGUCAGAGCUUCCCUCAACUUCAAAACAUGCAGUCAGACGAUCUCUUUAUCCGCAAGUUUCGCAGGCAGAGCCCACGCCCGCCCCUAGUGAGAGUGAACUUUGACCCUAAGCAGGAUGGUGGUAGCGUGCGGACACGAGUCCUGGCAGAAUGGCCCCCUAGGAGAGAGGGAGAGGGAACAAACAGCGAGACUGUCUCCCCCAGCACAGCUGCACUGAACCUGAGGUCAGUAGGUCGUGGACAUAUAAUGCAGCGCAGCAACAGUGACGUCACCCUUGGAGACUUGGAUUCAGCGGGGCAAGUCGGGAGGAAGUUGCUACGAGUAGGGGGCGACAAAUCUGGGACUGGGGGGCAGGGCGAGUUCCUCCACCGAGAGUACGGUAGCCUGUCCUCGCUAGAAAGACAAACACAUUCUGUAGAUCCCAGUUCGGAAGACCAAGGUGUUCUCAGUCCCAAUGCCUUGCGCUUCAGAGAUCCGUUUGUUCUGCUGGGUCUGCAAGAGACACCUCCUGAGGUGGACGGCGUGUAUCAAGGAAACUGUGCCCCAGCGGCAGACAAAUCAAAACCGGUCAAGCCCCCCAAACCAGAGGGGCUCGGUAAGAAGGCUAAACCGUCCCCUCCGCAGGCUCCUCAGUUUUCCUGUGACCAAGUCCCAGGUGGUGCUUGGGUGCGUAAUUUUGCACACUAUGAUGUACAGAGCAUCCUCUUCGACCUGUCGGAGGCUGCGACCAAUCGGGACAGCAUCGGGCGCAAGAAGAACAUCACGUCCGGAGCGUCAGCUGCCUCUCAGCUCCGUCCGCUUUCACAAUCCACACCUUCCUCAGUUUCUCAGGGCAGCUUGGGAAGCGGGACUGGCUCGGAAGAUCUAGAGCAGUCCUUGCUGGAUGAAGGAGACGGGAACGAUAAUGAUCUCCUGCUCAGCUGUCCUCACUUUCGGAAUGAGAUGGGUGGCGAGGAGAGUGUGGGGCUCGGCCUGCCGCGGGCCGCCAGGCACAGGUGGAGGAGUCUUCAGAGUCCCAACAAUGCUGUGUCCGUGUUAGAGGAGCCCAGGGAGAGCCAUGUCCAGGCACAGGGGAAAAGUAACUACUUCAUAGAGCAUGCAGACCUUGGAGCUCGGUACUAUCACAAGUACUUUUACAUGAAAGACCACCAGAAUUUCUUUGGCAUGGACGAGCGUUUGGGGCCGGUGGCCGUCAGUUUCCGCAGGGAGGAAAAAGAGGGAUCAAGUGGGUCCCAGUACAACUACAGAAUCAUUUUCAGGACCACUGAACUGAAGACCCUGAGAGGUUCGAUCCUGGAGGAGUCCGUUCCCUCCGCAGCGCGCCACACCACGCCACGCGGCCUUUCACCCAAGAGACUGCUGGAGUUUAUUUUGCCCGAUCUCAACCUACAUUGCCUCAGACUAGCCUCCACAUCCCCUAAAGUCAGAGACACGCUCCUCAAGCUAGACGAGCAGGGGUUGAAUUUCCAGCAUAAGGUGGGCAUUAUGUACUGCAGAGCAGGACAGAGUACUGAAGAGGACAUGUAUAACAAUGAGAGCGCCGGGCCAGAGUUCGAUGAGUUUCUGGACCUCCUGGGAGAGCGAGUACGACUCAAGGGCUGGGAGAAAUACAGAGCUCAACUAGACACAAAAACCGACUCCACUGGUACACACUCACUGUAUACUCGCUACCAGGAUUACGAGAUUAUGUUCCAUGUCUCCACCAUGCUUCCAUACACAGCCAACAAUACACAACAGUUGCUGAGGAAGAGGCACAUAGGGAAUGAUAUCGUCACAAUAGUCUUCCAGGAGCCAGGUGCUUUACCUUUCACCCCCAAAACCAUCCGUUCUCACUUUCAGCAUGUGUUCAUCAUUGUCCAAGUACACGAGCCCUGCACUGAAAACACAUACUACAGAGUUGCAGUAACUCGUUCCAAGGACAUCCCUCUCUUUGGUCCUCUCUUCCCUAAAGGUGCACGCUUCCCACGUUCUCCUGCCUUCCGGGACUUUCUCCUCGCCAAAGCCAUUAACGCAGAGAAUGCUGCGGAGAAAUCAGAGAAAUUUCGCUCUAUGGCCACACGUACGCGGCAGGAGUACCUAAAAGACCUGGCAGAGAACUACGUCACCACAACGCCCAUUGAUUCUUCCACCAAAUUCCCCUUGCUGUCGCUGGGCGGAAAGCGCAAGGAGAAGCUGAAGGGAGCGAAAGGUGCGGAGCUUCACAGCGCUGGUGCUUUAGUGUGGGCCGUCACCGCUGUUCAGGGCGGCGAGAGAAACGGUCUGAGCCUGUCCUGUCUGCUCGGCGUGUCAGCAGAGUCAGUCGUGCUCAUAGAGCGAUCCACGCGAACCGUCGUAUUCAACUGCAGCUGCCGCGAUGUGAUCGGCUGGAAGGCCGUGACCGAGUCUGGAGCUCAGGGUGGCCCUUCGCUGGAUAUCUUCUAUGAGAGAGGCGAGGCAGUGACUGUGACGACUUCAGAAAGCCAAGUUGAGGAUAUCAAGGAGGUUGUCCAGAGGCUGGAGCUGGUGACUCGAGGCUGUGAGGCACGUGAGGUCACUCCCCUGCGGGACGGUGUCGGUCAGCCGGGCUUCCUGAUGAGCGAGGAAGGAUUUGUAACAGAGCUCCAGCGGUUCGGAUACGCGGAGAGCGGUGGGCUGCAGAUGGGGGCUCGUGUGGUUCGUCUCUGUGGGCAGGUCCUGGUGCACCUCAGCCUGGAAGAGCGGAGCCGACUCCUCCGCACGGCUCAAAAGAUCCACAUCACAGUCAUUCCUCCAGACGAGAACGGAAAACCACGCAGGAGUUUCUCUGAGCUUUACCAGAAGGCCAUCCAGGACGCAGAGAGCAAAUCCGGAGAGGGACAGUCAGGCGAGGCCUGGGUUCUGGAUGAUGACGAAGAAGUUGAGGUUAAUGGCAGUGGAGGGGAGAAAGAGGAGAAGAAACAGAUUGAAAAUAAGAUGACAGACAGGGAAACUCCAAAUCAGGUGAUACACGAGGAGCAGAUGGGAUUUCCGGAGGCCAUGGAAACAGAUUCGUUGCUCUCUCCACCCAGUCUGCCUCUCUUACGGGCCACUUCCCUGCAGGACAACAUGAAGAACCAGAGCCCUGAAGUCACCCCCGUCUCUCUCACACGGAGCUACUCGCUAGAAGCACACGCUCCGUACCAGGACAUCACUGAAGGGCGUGUAUAUGAUAACGUGGCACUGAAAGUGAAAAGGCACAUCUAUGAAAUCCCUGGAGAGCCCCGGGACGAGACCCCUGACCUCAUACUGGCAGUCAAACCCAAAGUGCCUCUGGAGCAAGAGCAACAGUCUGUGUGUGACCAGGGGCCUGAAGAGUGGCCAUCGGUCAGUGAUGUGACCAUGAGAUCUGCCUGCAUGGAAAAUGCAGAAAGAAACUCCAGAGCGCUGAGCAUCCAUAACUCCAUCACUAAGAUUCUCUCAGAGACCACAGAUUCGUCUGAGGAGGAGUGGCAGUCGAUCUCUGAUCUGGCCAACGCCUGUCGGAACAUUCUGGAAGCUUUGUCUCAAGAAGACCGGAAGCCAGGAGAUGGAUCACAGGCGUCCCCAGAAACACAGUCAGGUCAGACAGACACCAGGUUCAAAGAUAUGAAGGACAGUAACUCGCCUGGUCACCUUGAGGAGAAAGUGUCCCAGCUAGAAGCCAUGCUGAAGCGCCUGCAGGACGACCUCCAAAAGGAGAAAGAGGACAAGGCAAUGCUGCAAGCAGAGGUGCAAAGUCUCAGGCAGAACAACCAGCGCUUGCAGGAAGAGUCCCAGAGCACCGUGGCACGGCUCAUUAAAGUCACCGAACUGCUCUGCAACGUCAACAAACCCUGCUAGCAUCGAAGGCCAAACCAUGGCAGCAAGAAAGAUCAGAAGACGCAUGAAAAGGCCAAUGAAAAUGUUAGCGAAUCCCUAAAAUUGUCUCUUAAGUGACAAGACCAUCGAUAAGCCUUACUAGAAAAAGUGCACGAAUAAAAACUACAUUCUUACUCAAAUUAUACAAUAACAAUUAACAUCUCUGUUGUACCCUACAAUUAUUUUUAUUUUUUUUCACAUCACUGUGACAGCUUGUUAACAGUGAUAGCCUUCUGAUCUCAAUCAUUGGCUAAUGUUGUUCAAAAACAUCGGACUGUCCAAAAGUCAUUAUUUGCAACCCUCAGAUUCGACUUUGGAAAGCAUUUAGUGACAUGUUCAAAAUCAUAUUGUCUUUAAAUAUUUUCAUCAGAUCCUACACAGUGAACCGGAGGGUCAGAAACAAUCGAUCGUGUCCAGAUACCAAGCAAUACAUGAACCUUAUCUGUGGUGAAAUAGGUGGCUUCAGACUAUGACCUUCAGUGUAUAUACUAGAGGAAAACUAUUAAGAUGUCAGUGUGAUUGUAACCCUCUAUUAACCAUCACAGUAUCUGAAAUAGAUAGCCUUUUCUCUGUUGGCCAUGGGUAAAAGGCUUCUUACUUAUCUUAUUUUGAGUGGAUAUGCUAACAAAACAUCAGGAGAGAUGCAAACCGGCAAUGAAAAUCAUAAAAUGUGUGCUCUUUGGUGCACUGGUAAAUUUUUUUAUUGUGACCACCCUUGUGAAAAAGAAGUGCUUAAUCGUGAAUGUGCACU